This is a messenger RNA of Papilio machaon (common yellow swallowtail), 816 nucleotides long. RefSeq names its product metallo-beta-lactamase domain-containing protein 1. The coding region runs from base 90 to 713 and encodes 207 amino acids. The record is from RefSeq and is a predicted model, not a curated record. The transcript has 4 exons. NCBI's taxonomy places the organism in Eukaryota, Metazoa, Arthropoda, Insecta, Lepidoptera, Papilionidae.
CGGAAUUGUCAAAUGUUACUGUCAAAAUUUCUGACAAUCAGCUGGUAUGGAACCUUUGAUUACUGAAAAAGUUUAUUUUAAAAUAAAAGAUGAGUGAAGUAAUAGUCCUUUUCAAUGGGUACUCAACUAUAAAUACUAGUGAUGAGAUGACGGCUAAUUGUAGUUGUACAUUAAUUAAAGGCGCUCAAAAUAUAAUUGUAGAUACUAUGACAGCUUGGGAUUCAGAUAAGAUUACAAAAGCUCUAAAAUCACAUGACCUUAUACCUGAUGACAUAAAUUACGUUGUCUCAACUCAUGGCCACUCUGAUCAUAUAGGAAAUAAUAAUCUUUUUCUAAAAGCAAAACACAUAGUUGGUUUCAGUAUAUCUUAUAAAGAUAAAUACUAUAUAUUUCCUUUUGAUAAAGGAGAAGAAUAUGUUAUUAGUGAUACAGUGAAAGUAAUUCCAACACCAGGUCAUACACUAUCAGAUGUUACAGUACUUGUGAAAUCUAAUAAAAGUGAACUAGUAGCCAUUGCAGGUGAUUUAUUUGAAAAAUAUGAAGAUAUUGAAGAUCCUAAUAUAUGGUUAGAAGCAGGGAGUGAGGAUAAAGUUCAACAGGCGAGAAAUAGAUCUAAAAUAGCUGAUACAGCUGACUGGAUAAUACCUGGACAUGGUGCUAAGUUUCAAGUUACUGAAGAAUUAAGGAAAACACUUAGAAAACAGAUCAAAUAAAGAUUUUUUUUUCUGUAAUCUAUAAAUUUUCCUCCCUAAGGGAAAUAUAAAAGGUUUUGUAAAAAAAGAAUAUUCAUAAUUCAAAUUUUAUUACACAUUUUAU